AUGGCAGUCCCGCAAGAUGGCUCUGCAUCGACACUGAGCAUUCCGCCUCGCAGCUCGUCCCUUGCAGGAGCAGGAGAUGCGACCAGAUUGGAGCAGCACAGUCGUUCUGAACAAUUUUUCGAUUCAGCGUACAUCACCUGGCCUGCACCCAGAUCCCGGUACCUACCUCCAAGACGCUCCUCUCACGACGACGUUGAACCCUUUCCAGAUUUUCAAGAUCCUUCUACCAGUCUCAUCAUUGCACGGACCCUCCUGCUCGACCAUCUCUAUUCGUUCCAACGUCGAGCUGUGCCCGGGACACCGUUCCAAAGCCUGCAUUCGCGCAUUGUACCAUCCAGUGGACACAUCAAAGAGGGAGAAGAUUUGACUCGAUGCCGAGCCUCGGUUGAGAAGGUCCUCGGUGCUGGACAGGCGCUGCGUGCCCGGCGCAUGCAAGGCAGUUACGGAAAACCGGCCCGUCUCAGAGGAACCGAUCCUAACAUGUGUUUCGGUAAGAAGGAAGCCGAGCCAAAGCAGCUGAUGAAGAUGAAGCUGAAAACAAAGGUCAAGAACGGGAUUGCCGAAGCUUUGAGGAUUGAACGAGCCUUCAGUAGGAGAGCCAUCAACGGUGAAGGCCAAGACCAUGGAGCAGGGGAAGAACGAGGUCGGUCCGCUCACCGCAAGCAUCGCCGAGCUCGAGCCGCCACGCCUGCAGCACACACACCGAAGACGGUGAUGAAAACCCUGAUGAUGCUGCGAGAGACAUAUCCGUUGUACUACAAGUCCCAAGCCCUGCCAGUGGCGGCCAGCUUGGACAGCAAAGAUCAGCCAGCGCGGAAGAGUGCAGAGGACGAGCAGCAGCCGACGGGUUUAGGAGUCACUUUGGUACCCUCUCUUGGUCAUGCGGAUUCUCAGCCGGUGUUGGGGUCUGGCCGAGAACAUCUUCCUGCAUUGCCAUGCCGCUCGCACAAGCCGCUCCGCACGGCGGCGUCGAUGACCUCCCUCAAGUCAGCAAAGCAGACAACCAAAGCUCUGUUGCGGCGCGCAGCUGCGAAGGUCGGGGUCUGCCGCUCAUCUGCUUCGAGAUGGGAAGAAGGGACCGCGAGCUGGGAUAUGAAGAGUGAGGAGGACAAGACUGUCGAUCUUGGCCGGGGCAAGCACACGGUACAUUCAGAAUUGGAGAACCGACCGCAGAGACGCCAUCCGAGACGAGGCGACCAUCAACAGGCCCAGGUCCGAACGAGGGCAGACUCGGCUCAAAGCGACACGGUCGCUAUUUCGUUAUCGAACGAGGAGCUGUGCAUCUAG
This is a messenger RNA of Capronia epimyces CBS 606.96, 1287 nucleotides long. RefSeq lists its product as uncharacterized. NCBI's taxonomy places the organism in Eukaryota, Fungi, Ascomycota, Eurotiomycetes, Chaetothyriales, Herpotrichiellaceae. The record is from RefSeq and is a predicted model, not a curated record. Bases 1 to 1287 code for a protein of 428 amino acids. The transcript is spliced from 2 exons.